AUGGCCUUCUUCUGGAGCUUUUCUUCUGUUCCAUUGCUUGGCCUCCUGUCUCUCUUCCUCACCACCCUUCCGCCGCCCUCGGCCGCAGCCCUCACCACCACCAGCCUCCGCUUUCUAAAGCCAUCCACCACCGCAAUCGAUGUUCCCGUCUUCCGCGAGGCGACGGCUUUUCGAAAUGGUGAGACAUGUGGAUCCCCCUCCAUAGACCACAUUCAUGUUGCAAUGACACUUGAUGCAAGUUAUUUAAGAGGCACAAUGGCUGCUGUUUUGUCAAUCUUGCAACAUUCUACUUGCCCUGAAAAUGUCGUGUUCCACUUUCUUUAUGUGAGAAAUGAACCAGAAGUUUUUUCAAGCAUCAAAUCCACUUUCCCUUAUCUCAAUUUCAACGUGUAUCGAUUUGAUUCGAGAAGGGUGCUCGGUUUAAUAUCGAAGUCGAUUCGCCAAGCUUUAGAUCAACCUUUGAACUAUGCAAGAAUUUAUCUAGCAGACAUAUUGCCGGUCCGUAUUAAGCGCUUGAUUUAUCUUGAUUCGGAUCUUGUUAUGGUGGAUGAUAUUGUGAAACUAUGGGGUGUUGAUUUGAAUGACAAAGUAUUGGCUGCGCCGGAGUAUUGUCAUGCAAAUUUCACUAAUUAUUUCACCGAUGCCUUUUGGUCCGACCCCGUCUUGUCAAGAACGUUUGAAGGGCGAAAACCAUGCUAUUUCAAUACCGGAGUAAUGAUCGUGGAUAUGAAUAAGUGGAGACGGGGGAAAUAUACGCGAAAAGUUGAGUAUUGGAUGGUUGUGCAGAAGAACAAAAGGAUAUAUCAGUUAGGUUCAUUGCCACCAUUUUUGCUUGUUCUUGCUGGUAAUAUAGAGCCAGUUCAUCAUAGAUGGAAUCAGCAUGGAUUGGGAGGAGACAACAUUGAAGGGAAAUGUAGAAGUUUGCAUCCCGGUCCAAUAAGCCUACUCCAUUGGAGUGGCAAGGGGAAGCCAUGGUUGAGGCUUGACUCGAGAAAACCUUGCAAUGUUGAUCAUUUGUGGGCUCCUUAUGAUCUUUAUAGUCAGUCUAAACAUUCCUUUGAAGAAUGA
Fraxinus pennsylvanica is the source of this 1068-nucleotide messenger RNA. Lineage: Eukaryota; Viridiplantae; Streptophyta; Magnoliopsida; Lamiales; Oleaceae. The record is from the annotation of a GenBank genome assembly.